Suillus paluster is the source of this 2625-nucleotide messenger RNA. RefSeq lists its product as uncharacterized. The coding region runs from base 1 to 2625 and encodes 874 amino acids. NCBI's taxonomy places the organism in Eukaryota, Fungi, Basidiomycota, Agaricomycetes, Boletales, Suillaceae. The record is from RefSeq and is a predicted model, not a curated record. The transcript has 10 exons.
AUGGGGGUCGAAGCAAGUCGGCCUCCGGCUACUGCUCCCAUCGGCUCUUCAGAAAAGUCAGCGACUGUGGGCGGAGAUGCUCCUCAAGCUCCGGGCGCAGCCUCCAGUGGCGACAGCACGCCGGAUCAUAUUAAAGCACCUUCCGGUUCUGGCGCGGCUGCGUCUACUAGGAACGAGACUAUUAUGCAGCAAGGCCAAGCUACUGUCGUUGCACCUGUGCUGGACGACGUUAAGUCUAGUGCGUUCGACGCGGUAGAUGCCACCGCAGGUAGCCGCAGAGAGAAACUCGGCUUUGUUUCCGCAUCAGUCAAGACAAAAUGCAACCGAGGCUUUUGUGUUCAGGACGUCGCACUACUAGGUCCUCCGUGUACAUCGGGAAAUGAAGCUAUCGUUGCCACAGGCUCUAACGCGUCAGGGAAUGUUAAUCAAAUGCCGGUAAUCGAACGAAACCUGUCUGUCAUACCCAAAGAGGAUCCCGCCGAACUUGACGCCAAUAAUUCUAUAGACUCCAUUUCAUCUACAAUCAUUCCAGAAUCAUUUGAAGCAUCAGAAUCUCAAUCUCAUUGUUCCGUACAACAGCCAUUUGCAAAUAUCCACUCUAAUAUCACCCAACGACGUAUCACCACCACAUCCAUAGAAAGCACUGUGUCUCCUUGCAAGAACAGCAUUGUCAUACCCGAUGUAGCAUCUACAAAUAUCACGUCUUCUGCCCUUAGAUGCGCCACCGAAUACAGCAUUGAGAAUACUGACAGGAUCUAUGCAAAUACUCCAACCAAGAUCAGACGCACGGAGGUGCCUGUUGCCGUCACAUAUGCGGACGCCACGAACUUGGCCGCACAAUAUCCAGACCUAGCCUCCCAGAUCCUCGUCUCCCCACUUCGGAAGCGCACCGCAAGUCAGGAAGUUGCCCUGACACCAGAACAGGAUUCGAUCGAGGACAGCCCGCCAAGCAAGCGCAGGCGUCAUCGUACUCGCAGGCACAGGCGUAGACGUUCCCGCGACAAUCAAGAAGAAUCGCAGCAACAAAGUCGAGGAUCCUUCCGGACCCCGGGACCUGAUGUUCAUCCAUCCCACCAGGAGGAUCUUAGUUCCGCUUCCGGAUUUUCGCGCGUGGUCGAUCCGAAAGGAACCUCCAGGUUCCAAUACACGCAUGAUUCUCAGCAGCCGGACUGGUCUGUUAAUCCUACGCUGCCUACUUCAAGUCCAGCUGUGGAACGUGCCCCGUCGCUCCAGACCAAUCGUCAUGCAGCUCCAGUGACAUCACAAAAUCGGACAGAGAGAACGGGCAGCUACCAACGAGAAGACAGCGACGCGAACUGGGGUCUCGCAACCGAAAUGCAGCCUUCGACUCCACCUCCUACGAGAUUUGCGACGCCGAAACGAGCUCCUAUCCAAGAACAGCACGGUGCUAUGCUAUUGAGGAGCGAAGAUCGUGCUGGUGCUAUCAAGGCUACAGAUUCGAUAGCUACUUAUCUCGGGCGACGUUCUAGUAACGCAGAAAUGUUGCUCACUGAGCUCUUUCGCAAGGCGAUGGAGACAAGCAGCCCCUCUGCGAUGAAGGUUCGCUAUCCCGAGCACAGUUCUUUCAGGAGAUCCGAGGCUGAAAGGACGACUCCUGUCAAGGCACUUGUAGCAGAGACGGCGCACCCAGUGAAUCAGGCGGAGAAGAUCAUCGAGGGAGACUCUCCGCGAGUCAAACUGCCGGUCCCAUUGACGCCUCCGAUAAAGACCUCUCCUAACCCUGCGCACAAGUCCCCGGCAGCGCGGACGGAAACUACAUACCAGGGUUACAAACCCCCAGCAACACGAACGGAGGAAGACUCCACUAUAUACCAAAGUUACACGCCCCCAGCAGCACGGACAGAAGGUCAGGCCAUAUACCAGAGUUACAAGUCCCCAGCAGCACGGAAGGAAGAAGGCCGCACUGUGCAUCAGAACUACAAGCCCCCAGCAGCACGGACGGAAGAAGAUCGCACUAUACGCCAGAGCUACAAGCCUCCUCAUCAGCGCAUUAAUGAAAACAAGGACAACGCGACGGCCAUGCACACUCCGCCUAUCUACCACGCUUCUCCACUGAAUAAGCCUUACACGCCACCUUCUCCGCGCAUGACCGACUCGCUGGAAAGAAGUGAACGCAUCCGUCAUUUAGAACGACUUCUUUCAAGAGAGCGUGAACUGCCGAUCAACGUCACCGGGCCUGCUGUGCCGUCACCCAAGCCGGCCCAGGUGCUGCAGCCCAUCGGACCGUGGCGAGCUUCUGACGAGAAAGCGUUCCACCAGCGCGGUGCGAUGAAUUCCGGGACUGGCGUCAAUCAGUCUUUAGAACUCUUGCGUGCAAUGCAGGCGAUGGGUGUAGGGAUCUCUCCGAGAACGGAUACUCUUGCUGCACUCGGGAGUGGCAACCAAUCCGGUCGUCCGAACGCAGUAGAGCACAACGGUUUCAAUGGAGUGCCGAUGCAGUCAGGCACGAAGAUGACAGAGGAAAAGGUCCUGUGGAACGACUUGGCACGUGCAGUCCCUUCGCAGGGCUCGAGAUCGCCCCACGGAAGCGGAGGAUACAGGAGCGUGUCCGGACAGUCUUCGGAGACGAACGUGCCAGUGACGCAGUGGACGCGCUAUAGAUAG